AUAUAUCUGGAAAUGUCGCCGUCCAAUCACCUGGUUUUGUUGCGUCAUUGUGAUUCAUCCAAUCAGAUGAUUUCUGAACUGUUCUUUUGCUCUGAACGCACCGCGCCAUGUUGAGAAGGAAAUUAACAAAGCUGCAAGAAGGAAGGAGAACAUCGGUUCGGCGUGUUUUAACACCUUUCCACCACCCGGAACGUCAUGGCUGACCCGGAGAAACAGCCUGAACAACCAAAGGCUGCACAGCAAAAGCAAGUCAUCGCUACUAAAGUUACCGGCACUGUGAAGUGGUUUAACGUGAAAAGUGGGUAUGGAUUUAUAAACAGCAUCUCGGUGAAUGAUGAGUAUCAGUGUAAGUCUGCAAUUGUGAAGAACAACCCCAAAAAAGCUGUACGCAGUGUGGGAGAUGGAGAAGUUGUGGAGUUUGAUGUGGUUGUUGGAGAGAAGGGCAAUGAAGCAGCCAAUGUCACAGGACCAAAUGGAGAACCUGUGAAAGGGUCACCAUACGCAGCUGAUAAACGCCGAGGCUACCGUCAGUGGUUCUACCCGAGAAGAGGUGGUGGUGGAAUGAGGACCCGUUAUGAAAGUGGUGAGAAAGGAGAUGAUGGUUCUGGUGGAGAAGCUCGUGAUGGCCAGGGAGGGCCACGCCGGUACAGACCAAGGCGCAGAUUUCAACCUAAUUAUUACAACAACAGACCGCGAAGACCACCAACUAUGAAUGAGCAAGUCCAGGAUGUUGGUGAUAAAGACGAUAUUGUAGUGUUUGAGGGCAUUGAGGGACGUGGUGGAGGUAUGAGAGGUCGUGGAGCUCCUCGCAGAUUUUUCAGGCGUAAUUUCCGUGGAGGCCGACCACCCCCAAGGAGGCCCCGUAGCCAGGAUGGCCAGAAUGUGAGUGAAAGUGAGGGUGGUGCAGGACCACAAGGGGGCCGUCCUCCUCGUCCUCGAUACCGUCGUCGCCUGCCCCGCCAGCCUCGUGGCCCACCUCGCAAUAGCCAGAGCGAGGGUGAAGCCAAACCAAAGCCUGAGCAGCGUGACAACCCUCCCCCUACCCAGGAGACUACACAAGCUGUGCAGAAUACCACCACUGAAAGCAGUGCUUAGAUUAUAACAAGGCAUCUUAAAGAGCACUCUCCAUGCCUCCUUAGUAGAACCAAGGCAACUUUUAAACUUAACAUCCAAUUUUGUGUUAGUGCAUGAAAUUUUAAAUGAAGCAGACCUGAUUUUUUAGAGUGAAGACGCCUCCUUGAGACAAAUGCCAUUUAAAUGAGCAUAUUCCAUCUUAUCCUAUCAUACUGAUCAAGGCUCAAAAUGAAACCUCACUUGGUGAGAUUUCAUUUAUUCUUGGAAGCCACGGGGAGAUGCAGUUGCAGAGCUAACUGCUUGCAGGCGAAAAACUUUUUAAAGAGGAAUAUCUUAUGUUGUGUGUGUUUAUUUUUUUUAACAAAGUGAUUGCUUAAAGUGAGUUACUUUGGCAAGCUGUUUUAUUUCACCAGCCGAAAUCUUAUGUUCUGAGGACAGGUAUCCUGUUUUGUUAUGUUGUGAAGUGUUACUUUUUGCUUUUCUUUUUUUGUUUUUAAAAGCAUUAUUUUUUCUAUUGUUUUUAUUUUGCUGAUUUAUAUAUAUAUCUGGAGCAGAAUGAAAUUAUGUUAGUUCUUAUUUAUUGUGGCCAGAAAAUUUAUUCAACCUCGAAAGGUUUGAUUUUGAGUCUUGUGAGCUUCUCAAUAUUCAAUCAUAGGAGGUUUGUCCUCAGCACAUAGCAAUUUGAGAAAGAGGUUGUUAAGAAAUGAAAGGUAAUGGUUACUUUCGACGACACUUACAAAAAUGUUUACUGAGAAAAUGUCAGCAUAUUAAAGAAAGUCGUCCAACUUUAAACUCCCCCUAUCUCCGGGUCAGGCAUGAAAUCAAAUUUCGCAGCUUUGGGGGUUUUGUGGAGUAGUUGGAAACACACUAGUAUUGAUGUGAUACCAUCACAGCCUCUUUCUCAACAUACCCCUUCUUGUCUGGUAAAAAUUUGUUAAGUCCAAUGUAAUACUGUAAUGGGUGUAUGGUAAUUUGUCGUAUGCACUUCUACACCUGUAAAAUAUUGGUCACCUUGGGGGUUUUUAUCUGUAUUUGCUAUGUGCUAAUCAACUUCCUGUUUUUGUAGGGUCAGGCAAAAAAAUACAAAAAAACAACCUUGAAUCCAUGCUUGUCCAACAAUGCAUGUGUUUGAUGAAAUGGUAAAAGUAUGUAUAAUGAAGAUAGUGUACAUGUUUGGAAAACUUUGCAAUGUGAAUUCCAGCUGAUUGAAAAAACCUUUGGCCAGGUUCUGAAAAAAACAAACUAGAAAUCUUGACAUAUAGCUAAAACUUCAAAUAUGGGUGUUAGUAUAGCAGCAAUAUGUCAAAAGACUGACUCCCUACAUGCGAGUUGCUGUCAAGUUUCAAGUUUACUGGCCUGCUAGUAAAACAACUUUGGCAUAAUAAACUGAUAAAACAGGGAAAUGAAAAAAGCUUUAAAUAUAAUUUAAAAAUCUCACCAAAGUGUGAAUUAUUUAUUAAUUUCUAAUGAGACUAAUUCUGGUGUUCUGAUUAAAGGAAUGAAUCUGGCAAUUUGCCACAUAUAUGUACAAAGAAAACAAUUUUUUCACAAAACAUGUGCAUUUUGAAUAAACAAGCCAAAAAAAUUGAAGCAAGACUAAGUUCAUUCCCAUUUUUCCCUGGUCCUUGGGUAGAUUUAGAAUUGAAGCAGAAAAUUAACUGGUGGUAAAGAUUCUUUUGUUUUUAAUGCAAGAUGCUGUUUGAUUAAAAUUUUCCACUUCACUUUCGGCUUCCUUUAAAAACAGUUUGAUUCAAUCAUGUGAUUUGAUUUUUUGUUUUUUUCAUACAUAAUAUAUUUUGUUGUGAAUUUUUGUCCACUCCGCAAAUUCUAUCAGUUAUUCAUGUCCAAAUUCAUUUGUAUCCAGAAUUGCCAUGAUGGUUGGAAUAUAUAAAUUUUUACAAGUC
Gryllus bimaculatus (two-spotted cricket) is the source of this 2978-nucleotide messenger RNA. NCBI's taxonomy places the organism in Eukaryota, Metazoa, Arthropoda, Insecta, Orthoptera, Gryllidae. The record is from the annotation of a GenBank genome assembly.